Molecule: messenger RNA, 459 nt
Organism: Trichoderma aggressivum f. europaeum
Lineage: Eukaryota; Fungi; Ascomycota; Sordariomycetes; Hypocreales; Hypocreaceae
Exons: 1
Coding region: 1-459 (152 amino acids)
Source: RefSeq, a predicted model, not a curated record
AUGAAGUUCUCACUCUCCAUCGCCAGCGCCGUCCUGGCCUUCACUGCCUCUGCCGCCCCCGCCGAGGAGCUCGCCGAGAGAGCCACCGUCUCUGGCUCUGGAACCCCCGGCUCCAUCUUCAUGUUCGGAUCCGCCUCCAACUGCCGCCAAAUCUUCUACCAGUCCGGCGCCUGCGGCCUCAGCACCUUCUUCCCUACCCAGGUCCCCUCCAACCUGCCCCUGGUUGCGCUCCCUUCAGGAAUCUUUGAUGCCCAUGGCCCGUCCGACCAGGAAAACAGCCUGUGCGCCAAGGUCAUCACCAUGACACACAACGGCGUUACCCGCCAGGCUGUUGUCGCGGAUGAGAACACCAGCAGCGAGCAGUCCAUCGACAUGUGCCUCGAUCUGUGGCAGGCCUUUGGUGGCCACGACAACGACGGAUCCCUCAUCAGGAGCUUCACCUGGUCAAUUGCGGCGUAA